Messenger RNA from Drosophila serrata, 2053 nucleotides. RefSeq names its product UDP-glycosyltransferase family 305 member A1 (gene Ugt305A1). Gene Ontology annotation, molecular function: UDP-glycosyltransferase activity. The record is from RefSeq and is a predicted model, not a curated record. Lineage: Eukaryota; Metazoa; Arthropoda; Insecta; Diptera; Drosophilidae.
UCUUAGCUUCAGUUGUUUGUCAUACUUUCAUAUACAUUCGUCGCUCGCUUUCGUUUCGAUAUCUCUCGAAAAAAGCAAAAACCUUAUCUACUCUACAAAUCCAUUACAAAAAACAAAAAGCAAAUCUUAUCGGUGCCGGUUAACCAGCAACAAACGUGACUCAGUGGUGGACAGAAAGUGGAGCAAUGAAGACUGCUUUCCCGCUGGCCGUGCUCCUCCUACUGGGAAGCUUCUGCUACCUGGAGGCGGCACAUAUCCUCUGUGUGGUGAGUUCCGCCAAACACAAUAAUCCCGGCUGGUCGCGUCCGCUCUUUGAUGCCCUCCUGGCCAAGGGUCACCACCUGACGGUGCUCAGCACCGCUGAGCCCAAUAAAGCUCCCGAAGAGGGGCUGGUGUAUUACCAUUUGCCCAAUGAAUACGAUCUGAUGCAGAAGCACUUCAUAGACAAGAGAACCGGAAAGUACCAGGAAAUGGUGGCUCUUAAGCAGCUCCUUGUCUGGUACGAAGUAAUCCUGGGCAGCUGCCGGGCCAUGAUGGAGUCCGAUACUUUUAAACGUCUGCUUCCCGAGUUGGUAGCUCAAGGAGGUCAGGAUUUUGAUCUAAUUAUCGCGGAUAUCACUGAGGGUGCCAAUUGUCUUUUGGACUUGGUUUCUGCCCUGGACACUGUACCUGUUCUGGGACUAAGUGCUGGCAAACUCACCCCGGACCUGAUGGCUUUGCUUCAGGCGGAGGAUACUAUAAAUGCGGCCAGGACUCCGCAUCAUCUCAGUCAGGUGUCCUGGAACAUGGGCUUCUGGAACCGACUGCAUAACCACAUCAUGUAUUUGGGGGAGCCAAUAAUCAACUGGCUUAUCAUUCGCCCCGUUCUCGAUAAAACCGUGUCAACACAUAAAAUCUUUCCCAAAUUGAAACUUGUUUUGCUGAACACACAUCCUACGGUGGAUUACAUACAGAACCUGCCACCAAGCGUCAUUGAAGUGGGUGGACUUCACAUUAAGGACGAGCCCAAGCCUCUGCCUUCCUAUAUAGAAAAUUUCAUGGAAAAAUUCAUCUAUGGCAUUGUGUACAUCAAUAUGGAAUACAUCGAAUCGAUCUAUCAGGGAUUCGAGGCUAUGGUCGAUAUGAUUCACGACAAUCCCAAUUGUGGCUUUAUUUGGAAUGUGAAUGAUAUGGAAAUUCUGCCAGCGAAAAUGCCAAAUUUGUUAACCCUGCAUGCCGAUCAAUCAUUGCAACAGGAUAUACUCGCUGCAUCUGCAGUCAAGGGCUUCCUCAAUCAUGGCGACAGUUUCAGUAUCCAGGAAGCUGUUAAUUAUGGAGUGCCCAUGGUUGUUCUUCCCCUGAAUUUGGAACAGUUUAAUACUGCUCAGCGCGUAAAGGAACGCAACUUGGGCGUUAUGGUUUCGUCCAGCGAAUUCCAUCUGAAAGCCUUGUCUGAGGCUCUCCAUUCGAUCCUCGAUGUUGACCACUUUACCACCGUUUUGUACCGUGCCCAGCACAAGUUCCGUUCCCGUUUGCAAUCCCCCAUAGAAAUCGCCAUUUGGCAUGCAGAGCAACUUAUUGCCGAUCCUCGUUUCUUCAAGAAUGCGGAGACCAUUGACCAGAACUUCUUGGUGGCCCACUCUCUGGAUGUCCUGGCAGUGCCGGUUGUCCUCAUUUUGGUUUUCGUAUUGAAUUUAGUGCACGUGAUCUCCAAUAUCGUAAAAGCCUCCAAGAAAAAGGAUCUUAAAAAACGCAGAAAAGUAAAGAAGGUGGCCGUGGAAACUGAGCCCGCGAAUUUGGAACAAAGCAGCGAUUUAAUAAACGAUUUGCAGCAAGAAAUGAUCGAAGGUGAGAAGGAGUUAUUAGCCGGAAAUCAAUCGCACAUUCCAGAUGAUGAAAAAACGAACUUGAAUGAAAAUGUAGAAGAGGAUUUAUUGGGCAUCCAAAAGAGAAGACUCUGCAGGACAAAAAGGAGGAUUAAUGAGCAGCUUUCUCAGAUUGUUUAUAAUUUAUUAAAUAUUAAUACUAAAGACCUUAUAAAGACUGGCAAUAAAUAAAUGUAACAAUCUCCUCA